This is a messenger RNA of Exophiala bonariae, 2229 nucleotides long. RefSeq lists its product as uncharacterized. Gene Ontology annotation, molecular function: DNA binding; zinc ion binding. The transcript has 3 exons. Gene Ontology annotation, biological process: DNA-templated transcription. NCBI's taxonomy places the organism in Eukaryota, Fungi, Ascomycota, Eurotiomycetes, Chaetothyriales, Herpotrichiellaceae. Bases 1 to 2229 code for a protein of 742 amino acids. The record is from RefSeq and is a predicted model, not a curated record.
AUGUUGAUGGUGACUUGCAAUAGCAGCAGCCACCUGCGGAAUUUUGACGCUCUUGUUCGAGGUUCCAAAAAUGAUCAAGCCACAGUGUCUGAAGUUACGACAAAGGGAGACCCCAAUGUUCGCACAUUGACUCAGCAAGCGAGUACCAUCGCAUCGCUGUCCAAGACUCAAACGCUUUUCGAACAUCAACCUCUGAAUGCUAGCGGGCCAGAAACGGGCCAUCUCGUAUAUCCUGUUAGCAAUUUGGCAAAAGAUCCUGUACUUGAACAGGAGCCAGAAACAAGUCCUAGAGGAUUCGGCGAAGUCAAUAAUCGCACUCAAGGAAAAGAGUUUUAUGGCCCUGCUGCCACACUAGCCUUCCUACUAGAGCUACGGCGAUGCGCGAGAGUCUACCAACAAUUGAGAGGGUUGCCCUACAGUGAGAUAAUACUCUCGACAAACGAAAAUUCGGCCGAACCCGCCUCAUCAAUUGUGAACUUCUUACACGGAGAUGAUGAGAUUUUAGCAGAUAUCACCGAACCCAUCCAAGAAGACAGCUUCAACCCAGUUGGAACGAAUGUCAGUCUCAGCACGGUAUCGACACCACCCGUGGUUGAUCUCCCAUCGAACCAGGAGGUUGAGAAAGAAUGUAUCAAUCUGUAUUUUGCUAAUUUGCAUUUGAUCUACUUUUUCCUCGAUAGGACUUCAUUCGAAAAGCGGUGCCAGGAAGAGAUGUGGUCUUUCACGGAUGCUUUCACUCCAGGGAAACACAAAUCACGUCGCCAACGAUCCAGAUUUCCUGCUUUAUACAACGCCGUGGUAGCUGUUGGUGCGCUGACUGCAGAGGAUGAUACUUUAGUAAACAAGUGCCACGGAGAAGUACAAGCAUUUCUAAAAAGUUCCUCUCGUCAAGAUGGCCAAUCAUUAGGAUAUCAGCCACUUGCACUGGCUUCUAUCUACUUCGCAAAAGCGAAGGUGCUCCUGGGCGACAUGUUUGAGUCAUGCUGCUUGGAAGGACAGCAGACUCUAUUCCUCAUGUCCAUCUUCUGCCAGUAUGCACUAAGACCACACGGCUGCUAUAUGUACAGUGGCAUGUCUGCGAGGACCGCAUUGGCCAUUGGCAGCGCUAAUGAACCAGAUCUGAAGAAGAAUCCAUUGGAGGCUGUUCGUACCUGGUGGUGCAUGUACUAUCACGAAAUUGAAGUCUGCUGUUCACUAGGGAGGGAAACACUUCUGAGAGAGCCAUCUUAUUAUCCUGUCUUCAUGGCCAAGUUCGGCGAAAGGAUGCCUCCGAAUUUCGGACGAGAUGACGACUAUGUCUUGUUUUUCGCACGGGCUAUGACGGAGCUGGCACAAAUCUUGAAACGUACCUCAGAAGACAUAUACCAUAAUCCCACCUCCAAACCCAUUGAUCAAAAGUCUCGAGAUGCGCUCACGUUAGAUCAGAUGCUCCUUCAUUGGAAACAGCAGUUGGCUCCGAUAUUUGAUCUGGAGAAUACCUCCUUGACCGAGAAGGAGCUCAUCACCAAAAGAAAGGUGGUUCUGAAACUCCGUUUCUACAGUGCCAGAAUAUUAAUUCACCGAACAUUCCUGAUUACCGCUGCAUACUCCAAGGCGUCCAGCAGUCUCUCCGCCAAUGUUGAUAUCUGCCUGUUGGCUGCCCGUGAGACUAUUCGCCUACUUUACGACACCUUCAUGAAUCGACCCUUUUUUCGAACAUGGUGGUACAACACCACCUAUGCAUUCAAUGCCAUCACAAUCAUCCUUUACGUACUAGUCUCUCCUCUGCAACCUGAGAAUAGCGAGGACUUAUUGGGCGAUGUGGAGAAGACCUUGAAAAUCUUCCAUGCCAUGUCUGGAAUUGCCGUUGCGCGCCGCUGCGCAGAGCUUACCGAGGAGAUAUUCGCAAUUGCAAAGAUAUCCAUUCAAGGCCAGCGGCAAAACCAGCGGAAUCAUCAAGCGAAUUAUCAGAUGGAUGCGACUAGCAAGGACGGAUUGGACCUGCUCAGCGGAAUCGAAAGUGCCCUGGCCUCUCCCAAGAUGCCCUCUGAAGAUCCAGGCGAGGCUUCAAGUACCACAAGAAUCAACGACAACGAGCGACAGGGAUUUGAUGUGAUGGACGACGCCUUUUUCUCCAAUAUCAUGGAUGUCAACUUUCUCGACAACUUUGACGCAAACUUAUCAGCCAUGAAUUUUGAUGGGUCACCGUUUGAGACACUGGGUUUUGAGUGGAACCCAUCACUGAAAUGA